GCCGCUUCCUCAAACGAGGGCUGAACAAUUAGAUUGAGUAUGACGUGAAGACAGCAAAACCAAGGAAAGUAGGCAGUCUAUAACGAAUCCAUGGCUACUUAUGCCAUUACCACAAUGGCUCAGUGUAUCAUUCGCAGUCUGUCGUGGCUAGCUCCUUCAAACUACUGGAGCUAUUCGGCUUUGCUACACCAUACAUCCAUGGAAUCGGAUCCGCGCAACAUCACCAAGUCCGUACCCGAAGCUCCGAAGACCCCAGAGAUGCGAGACGACAGCUUCGAUGCGAACAUGACAUCUGGCGAUGUUGAUAUGACGGGCGGAAAGACACGAGGCAGUAUCGCCAGCGACAGCUCGGAAGAGCCCUCAGACUCGCUGAUCGGAAGCCCAACACUCCCUUUUUUCGCGUAUGGUCGCAGACGGAGCUCUUUCAUCAGUCCUUUCCAGGAGUGGUGGAUUCUGAUGCAGUCCGAGUAUCCUGACACUCUACGCGAAAGCUCCAACCUCUUCUCGUUCAAGAGCGACCGUACUCCGAUCAAAGCUUGGGACAACCCCAAAUUUGCCCAUCUGAAGAACAAAUGGUCAUAUCGCCAGACCGAUGGAAAAGACGACAAGAACGCACAUCAGCAACAGAUUUCAUCGCAUAGACGUCCUGCGUCAGCUCGGACACCUCUGAUGCCGACAUUGAGCGAGGGUCAUGUAUUUGGAGGAUUCGAGAGACUCGAAGACCCGUUCACACCACCCGGCGUAAGCAAUAUGGAAUUCGCCCAGCUGAAUCUGGCUUCGGAUCAUAUCCAGAAGUCCGUCAGUCAAUCUACCUUGCAACUCGAUGCAUUGCUUGAGGGCCAGCAGGCCAGUGCGAAGGGCUUCCAGAAGCUGUCUGCGACUCUUGAGCGUAUGACCCAGCAGAUGGAUUCACUGGCCCGUAGACAGCAAGACCAUGAGAUCGUAUUACGCGAGCUAACUGCAGCUGCCACGGCGAACAACGCUGCUAGCGAUGUACAGUACAGACACCAACAAGCAGCUGCUUUGCAUUCACUGCAAUCCGUCAUCGAAGAGACCUGUUCGCGGGUGCAAGAGCUAUACCUAAAACCACCACCCACCCCAGGUCCGAACCACGAAAUACUGCAUGAGCUUCAAGAAGAAGUAUCGCAGACCGCUACACUGUUGCGAGACCUCUACAACCGUCCUUUGCCAGAAUCAGACCCUCACGCAGAAACACUCCAAAAACUGCAGAGACAGCUCUUGCAAAACACAAAAGCUGUUCGUGCAAUGAUGGACCGCCCUGAACCAGUCUCCAAUACAGAAACACUGCAGAAGCUGCACAAAGAAGCUUCACAAACCACAGCCAUCCUCCGCGGAAUAACGGACCGCUUAGCAACAGUAACAACACCUGCCGCACAAGCACAGCCAGUAUCAGAAACCACAGACAUCCUUCUCCAUCUACAAAAUGACAUGAACGCCAACAAGACUCUUCUUCGAGGUCUCCUGAACGACCAAAAGACGACAAAAAGAACCCUCCACACCAUCCUCGACUCCCAAGCCUCUUCCCAAAAAGCCCUUACCUCACAACUACAACAAACCCACACACUCUCAUCAACCCAAGCAUCCCAAGCAUCCCAAGCAUCCCAAGCAUCAUCAUCCCAAGCCUCAAACUUCUCCCACUUAGAAGCCAAGAUGGAAAAACAAAUGCAAGUACUGAAAAAGUCCUUUACCCUGCAAAUGGAAAAGCAACAGGAAAUGUUCAAAGGACAAUUGGAUGAAAUUUUGGGACAGGUCAAGGGGAGAAACGUGGUUAGAAGUGCUGAAUGUGGGCAUGGAGAGGUUUUGCCGCCGCCAAAGAAGAUUGGGAGGAAGAUUGUUGGUUAUGUUUAUGAGAAGGAGUGAUUAGAUGGUGGAAAGUCUGCGUUGUCUGGUAUCAGACGUGGCAGUGUAGGGCUGUGGUUAAUGACUUACGAUUGGCGUUUAAUUUUGUAUCUUCAUCCAUGCU
Messenger RNA from Aureobasidium subglaciale EXF-2481, 1984 nucleotides. RefSeq lists its product as uncharacterized. The transcript has 3 exons. The record is from RefSeq and is a predicted model, not a curated record. Lineage: Eukaryota; Fungi; Ascomycota; Dothideomycetes; Dothideales; Saccotheciaceae. Bases 91 to 1881 code for a protein of 596 amino acids.